CUUAUCUUUUUCUAACCUUUCGCAUUUUUUAGUCUCAUUUCCUGUCGGGUUUUGCAUUUCCCUCCCCCGCCCCUCCUAGCCUAUGACAUACUUUCUCUCCUUUUUUCUCUCCUGCCUCCUCUGGCCUUCGGACUCCCGCCCGCGCCGCCCUCAGCCCCCUCCUGGCCCUGCAGCCCCUGGGCGGGCGGCGCCCCUCGGAGGACGGGUCCGGGCCCGCGGGGACGGAGGGCCCGGUCGCCUGGAGGAAGCCGGAGGCCUGCGUGGAGGAGGCGCCCCACGCUGCUGGCGGAGCAUGAGCGCCCCAGAUCCCGAGCACUGCAAGUCCAGAGGCAACGGGAGCCUGGCUCGAGGGAAGACAAGAUCCGGCCGGAAAGUGUGAAAGUCACACCCCAAUGACGGGAUAGCAGCCCCUGUGUGUGAGCACCCCUCCAUGCCAGGAGGAGGGCCAGAGAUGGAUGACUACAUGGAGACGCUGAAGGAUGAAGAGGACGCCUUGUGGGAGAAUGUGGAGUGUAACCGGCACAUGCUCAGUCGCUACAUCAACCCCGCCAAGCUCACGCCCUACCUGCGUCAGUGUAAGGUCAUUGAUGAGCAGGAUGAAGAUGAAGUGCUUAACGCUCCUAUGCUGCCGUCCAAGAUCAACCGGGCAGGCCGGCUGUUGGACAUUCUACAUACCAAGGGGCAAAGGGGCUAUGUGGUCUUCUUGGAGAGCCUGGAAUUUUAUUACCCCGAGCUGUACAAACUGGUGACCGGGAAAGAGCCCACCCGGAGAUUCUCCACUAUUGUGGUGGAGGAGGGCCACGAGGGCCUCACGCACUUCCUGAUGAACGAGGUCAUCAAGCUGCAGCAGCAGAUGAAGGCCAAGGACCUGCAACGCUGCGAGCUGCUGGCCAGGUUGCGGCAGCUGGAGGAUGAGAAGAAGCAGAUGACGCUGACGCGCGUGGAGUUGCUGACCUUCCAGGAGCGGUACUACAAGAUGAAGGAAGAGCGGGACAGCUACAACGACGAGCUGGUCAAGGUGAAGGACGACAACUACAAUUUAGCCAUGCGCUACGCACAGCUCAGUGAGGAGAAAAACAUGGCGGUCAUGAGGAGCCGAGACCUCCAACUCGAGAUCGAUCAGCUAAAGCACCGGUUGAAUAAGAUGGAGGAGGAAUGUAAGCUGGAGAGAAAUCAGUCUCUGAAACUGAAGAAUGACAUUGAAAAUCGGCCCAAGAAGGAGCAGGUUCUGGAACUGGAGCGGGAGAAUGAAAUGCUGAAGACCAAAAACCAGGAACUGCAGUCCAUCAUCCAGGCUGGGAAGCGCAGUCUGCCAGACUCCGACAAGGCCAUCCUGGACAUCCUGGAACACGACCGCAAGGAGGCCCUGGAGGACCGGCAGGAGCUGGUCAACAGGAUCUACAACCUGCAGGAGGAGGCCCGCCAGGCGGAGGAGCUGCGGGACAAGUACCUGGAGGAGAAGGAGGACCUGGAGCUCAAGUGCUCGACCCUGGGGAAGGACUGUGAAAUGUACAAGCACCGGAUGAAUACGGUCAUGCUGCAGCUGGAGGAGGUGGAGCGGGAGCGGGACCAGGCCUUCCACUCCCGAGACGAAGCCCAGACACAGUACUCGCAGUGCUUAAUCGAAAAGGACAAGUACAGGAAGCAGAUCCGCGAGCUGGAGGAGAAGAACGACGAGAUGAGGAUCGAGAUGGUGCGGCGGGAGGCGUGCAUCGUCAACCUGGAGAGCAAGCUCCGGCGCCUCUCCAAGGACAGCAACAACCUGGACCAGAGUCUGCCCAGGAACCUGCCAGUAACCAUCAUCUCUCAGGACUUUGGGGAUGCCAGCCCCAGGACCAAUGGUCAAGAAGCCGACGAUUCCUCCACCUCGGAGGAGUCACCCGAAGACAGCAAGUACUUCCUGCCCUACCACCCGCCCCAGCGCAGGAUGAACCUGAAGGGCAUCCAGGUGCAUGGGGAGGCAAAUCCCCAUCAGCUGAAGCGAACAUCAGAUUUUCAAGUGAAAGGGCACGAGGAAAGAAGGCAGGGCCCAGCUCACUGUGGAUCUCUGCCCAUCACCAACUCCUUCACCAAGAUGGUGAGCUCCCCGAACCGCAGCAGCAUCAUGUCAAUCACCGCCGAGCCCCCGGGAAAUGACUCCAUCGUCAGCUACAAGGAGGACGCGCCCCAUCACUGUAGCACAGUCGAAGAAGACAAUGACAGCGGCGGGUUUGGCGCCUUAGACCUGGAUGACAGUCUGGCUCCUUCUCCUUUGGACCCUCUCCGUUCCUCCUCCCUCCUCUCUCACCAAUCCAAGGGCCUGGAUGCCUACGACCUGGAGCAGGUCAGCCUCAUGUUCAGGAAGUUCUCUCUGGAAGACCCUUCCGACUAGCCCGGUACCUCCGUGGGGAACGCGUGCGGGGCAGGGCCUCAAUUGCAGCACACGGCGUUGAGCGGCGACAGCCUCACCUCCCAGCUCACUGCUGGGGGCAGCGCGCGAGGAGCCGUGCACUCGGUCAAGCCCGGCUCCUGGCCGGCGGCCUCCGGGGAGACAAACGCUGUCUCUUCUCUCCAGCUAGAAGGCUGCAUCCGAGGCGAGAGGCAGAGCGUCCUUUAGACAUACCAAGAGGAAGCCCACUGGACCAUCCAGAGGUGCAGCGGCCCCGUCACGCUGCACUACAAGAUCAACCACGAAGGGUACCGGAAGCUGUGCAAGGACAUGGAGGAUGGCCUGAUCGUCGGGGACUCAUUCUGCAUCGGCUAAACCUGAACAUCUCAGCCAGCUGGUGCCUGCACCAUGUCCCUGAAGUGUGGCCGAUGUUGUGCCGUCCGUGACACCAUGUACCAGGAAAGGCACGUGGCUGUGUGCGCGCGCCCAGCAGCUCCUCCUGGUCAAACUGCAGCGCCUGAUGCCAGGGCAGCCGGGAGGUGGGCGGCACCCACCACACCCUGCCGGGCACUGCGGGCCAGUCUGCCCAAGCACCCUAACACCCUGCAGCCGGAAGAAGCGCUUUCUUAAGCGACCCCCAGUCAGUCCCGUCUCUCCCGAGCAAGCUUCCUUUUUGGCCAGCUCCUUCAGAGUAAGUUCGUCAGCAGGUCCGAGAACAAGUAUAAGCGAAUGAACAGCAACGAGAGGGUCCGCAUCAUCUCGCGAGGCCGCUCGGGGCUGGCCCGGUCCUCGCUGGACGCCACCAAGCUCUUGACUGAGAAGCAGGAAGAACUGAGGCCAAAAGCCGAGCUGGGCAAGAACCUCAGCCUCAUCCCCUACCCAGCCGCUCUGCGCGCCUUCUACUGGCGCCGCCGCUCCGUGCUCUUCACACCCACCGUGCUGGCCAAGCUGGUUCAGAGGCUGCUCCAGCUCGGGAGGAGUGCCAUGGAGUUCACCAUCUGCAAGUCAGAUAUCGUCACAAGAGAUGAGUUCCUCAGAAGGCAGAAGACGGAGACCAUCAUCUACUCCAGAGAGAAGAACCCCAACUCACCAUUCGAAUGCAUCGCCCCUGCCAACAUUGAAGCUGUGCAGGCUAGGAACAAGCACUGCCUGCUGGAGGCUGUCGCUGCACAGAGAGACUUGAUCAAGUCCAACAUCUACCCCAUCGUGCUUUUCAUCCGGGUGUGUGAGAAGAACAUCCAAGAGUUCAGGUAGGGCUUCCAGACCCUAAGGGCUGCCCCCUCCUACGAGGAGGAGUUCCUGCGCGUGUGCCGGCUGAAGGAGAAGGAGCUGGAGGCCCUGCCGUGCCUGUACGCCGCGGUAGAACCCGACAUGUGGGGCAGCGUAGAGGAGCUGCUCGAGUUAUCCCAGAACAAGAUCGGCGAGGAGCAGCGCAAGACCAUCUGGGUGGACAGACCAGCUGGCAGCGCGGCGCCCAGGCAGAGAGGCAGCUGCGAUUUGCAGAGGGUGGACCUGACGGGCACAGCCAAACCAGGCCAGGUUGCACCCUCACAGGCGCAUCCUUUGCAUGUGCAGGAAGCUGCUGGGCAGCAGGCUCAGUUCAAACCCAGGAGCACCCCAGCCUGGGUCCCUGAACUCUCCGGCAUCGUCUUCCCUGGCAGCCCCAAGGCAAGACAGUCGGGUAAAGCAACCGGGGCCUUAGCAGGAAGCUGGGGUUCACGGUGUGGGCAGGAGCUGCAGCUCUACCGGGAAGCAGCCAAGGGGCACGAGGAAGAAGGCACGGACGCCAGCCCCAGCUCCUGUGGAUCUCUGCCCAUCACCAACUCCUUCACCAAGAUGAAUGCCAUCCAGGGCCCCAGCUGGUCCCCACCACCUACUGCCCCUGCAGAAUGCCAUCCAGGGCCCCAGCUGGUCCCCACCACCCUCCUCUCCCUCCAGAAUGUGCAAGCAGAUGUGUUCCAAGCUCGGCAGCUGCGGCCGCGCCGGGCUGAGCACGAGCCUGCUCCAGCCAAGGUUGCCCCUGAGAGCCAGCUCGCUGCCCCCACGCCGCCUGAGUAG
This is a messenger RNA of Chlorocebus sabaeus (green monkey), 4426 nucleotides long. NCBI's taxonomy places the organism in Eukaryota, Metazoa, Chordata, Mammalia, Primates, Cercopithecidae. The record is from RefSeq and is a predicted model, not a curated record.